AUGAGUCUAUUACAAGUAAAUUUUCCAAAUAUCGGAACUUUCAAUCUUAACGACUUUUGGCAUCCAAUUUAUAGACCAUUAAAUUUAUUACCUCAAAGUCCUGAACUCAUAGACACCCGGUUUAUGCUUUACACACGACAUAAUCAAUUGGAUGCCAUAACCAUCAAACAGGGCAACAAUGCUAACCAAACAACUACUAUUAAAUCAUCGCAUUUUGAUGGCAACAAACCGACCAAAUUUAUUAUACACGGCUUUCUUGAUAAUACAUAUUUAGGUAAAUGGAUGACAAAAUUAAAGGAUGAACUAAUACGUCGUGAAGAUUGUAAUGUAUUUUUAGUCGAUUGGAUGAAUGGAAAUAGUUUUCCGUAUACAUUGGCGACAGCAAAUACACGUGUUGUCGGACCAGUGAUAGCUCUGUUUAUUAAUGAGCUUAAAAAAAUAUCGGGACUUCACGCCAGUAAUGUUCACCUAAUUGGACACUCGUUGGGCGCACACAUUGCUGGUUAUGCCGGUCAACAACUUAACGGCACAGUAGGCCGUAUUACUGGUCUGGAUCCGGCCGGUCCUUACUUUGAUGGCAUCAACGAUCCUAAUGUUAAACUUGAUCCCACAGAUGCACAAUUUGUUGAUGCCAUACAUACUAAUGCAAAACCAUUGAUACCGAUGUUUGGUUUCGGUAUGUAUGAAACAUCCGGUCAUUUGGACUUUUAUCCCAAUGGAGGUGUAACUCAACCUGGUUGUAUAAUACAAAAAUUUACAUCCAUAAUAACGGACGGAAUGUUAGAUCAGGCGCGCAAACUGUGUGCAUGUGAUCAUCUAAGAGCUAUUGAUUAUUAUUUGGCAUCCAUGAGCUAUCCAGGUAUUAAACCAGUGGGACAUCAGUGCAGUGAUUAUGAUGCAUAUCGUAGUGGCAAAUGUCAGAGUUGUGGAUCAAAUGGUGACAACUGUGCCAUUAUGGGUGUCGAUGCUAUACAGUUGGCUAAACAUAAGAGUCAAACACAAGGCAAACGAUACUUUUUGACUACCGGUGCUGACUAUCCGUAUUUUAAUAAAUCUUAA
Messenger RNA from Oppia nitens, 1059 nucleotides. Its product is annotated as pancreatic triacylglycerol lipase-like. The transcript is spliced from 7 exons. Bases 1 to 1059 code for a protein of 352 amino acids. Gene Ontology annotation, molecular function: triacylglycerol lipase activity. The record is from RefSeq and is a predicted model, not a curated record. Gene Ontology annotation, biological process: lipid metabolic process. Lineage: Eukaryota; Metazoa; Arthropoda; Arachnida; Sarcoptiformes; Oppiidae.